Molecule: messenger RNA, 830 nt
Organism: Vigna unguiculata (cowpea)
Lineage: Eukaryota; Viridiplantae; Streptophyta; Magnoliopsida; Fabales; Fabaceae
Product: Excinuclease ABC, C subunit, N-terminal
Source: RefSeq, a predicted model, not a curated record
GUUUGAAAUGGCUGGCUACGCGAGUAACUGCUCCAACGGUACAGAGGUAGAUGAUGAGAACGCUGUCUACCCAAUUUCGUUCCAUCAAAUGCCCUAAUCCAAACCCUAAAUUAUCUAAAUCGUCCUCUCCGACAAAAUCAGAACUAAAAUUCGAUGCCAAACCAAAACCAGAGUCAGAGUCAUGGUGUGUUUAUCUCAUCCUUUCCACCAACCAUCCAAUCAAAACCUAUGUUGGCAUCACAAACAACUUCCCUCGCCGUUUGAAGCAGCACAACGGGGAACUUAACGGUGGUGCAAAGGCAUCCCGUGCUGGAAGGCCUUGGAUUUGUGCAUGCCUCAUUUGCGGUUUUGCAGACCGACGUGAAGCUAGUAUAUUUGAAUCAAAAUGGAAAGCUAUAUCAAAGAGAGCUCCCCGCAAAAAUAAAAAUGAACAUCUCUCUGAAGAAAGUGAAGAUCCAUCAUUACCUCUGCUGCGACACAGACAAGCAGCUUUGAAAAAAGUGAAAGGUUCACUCGACUGCACUCACUUAGAAUUCAUUUGGCUUUUGGAUCCAUCGUGAUUCAACUGCCAAUGUAUAUUAUGUAUGUGUUUUAAUCAAUUGAACUAAGUUCAUGUGGCAAAAUAUAGGUCAUAUAUUUAAGAAAAAAAUUCAGCAACACCCUUUUGUAUAAAAAGUAAAGUCCACAAUUUUGUAUGAUUUUUAAUAAAUUUAAGUAAUAGUAAAGAAUAUUUCAGAAGGGGUGUUGCUAACAUUUAUUGGUUCUUAAGGUCUUUGUAUAUACCAACAUGAGAGUGACUGAAGGUUGAAUAUAAAAGCAGUUAUUGAGUA